Molecule: messenger RNA, 1101 nt
Organism: Octopus bimaculoides (California two-spot octopus)
Lineage: Eukaryota; Metazoa; Mollusca; Cephalopoda; Octopoda; Octopodidae
Product: something about silencing protein 10
Biological process (GO): maturation of SSU-rRNA from tricistronic rRNA transcript (SSU-rRNA, 5.8S rRNA, LSU-rRNA)
Cellular component (GO): nucleolus; small-subunit processome
Source: RefSeq, a predicted model, not a curated record
GAAAGAAGCGCUGUCACUCCAAAAGAAGAUGGCCCAAAACUUGGAUGAUGCUGAUUUUGGCUUUGACAUGCUUGCUCCUCCAGAAAAAUCUGAAGCUACAACAGAGAAGAUCACCAAAGACUUGACAAAACUUUCCAAGAAACAGAAGCUAGAGAUCGUGAAGAAAGAAUCUCCAGAAUUGUUGGAACUUUUCAAUGAUCUAAAAGUCAAGCUCACAGAAGUGAAGGAUGUACUCCUCCCACUUCAACAGUUACUGCUAGAGGAAGAAGAGACUGUCCCAGCACAGACGUUGGCCUAUGUUCAGCUGAAACUUCGUCUCACCCUAAGUUAUUGCAUAAACGUCAACUUCUAUCUAAAAUUGAAGAGUGACCGGUUCCCAGUGAAGAAUCACCCGAUCGUGAAGCGUCUCCUACAGUAUCGCAAUCUUUUGAAGCAGAUGCAGCCACUUGAUGAACAAUUCUACAGUGAAAUGGAAAUGUUGGCCACAUGUCUGAAAUCUGGAGAAGAGGUUCUGUUUGUUCCUGUUGAUGAAACUGAUAUAGCACCAAAGCAACAGCAUUUAAGCAAAGUUCCAAAAGAUGAAAUGGCAGAAACAAACGGAGAAGGCUUCAUUGAUUCUAACCAUAUUGAUGCUGAUGAUGAGGAAGAGAAUAAUGGAGAGGAUGCUGAUAAAAAAAGACCAAUUACUUACCAGAUGGAGAAGAACAAAGGUUUGAUACGAUAUAGCAAGAAGGAAAAAGCUAAUCCUCGUGUGAAACACAGGAGAAAGUUCAAGAAGGCCAAAGUUCGAAGAAAGGGACAGGUUCGACAGCCGAUGACCGAGAUGAAGCGCUAUGGUGGAGAAUUGUUUGGUAUUCGCUCUGGUGUACGACACAGCGUCAAGCUGAAAUGAUGGACCACGUUGAACUACAGCAAACAUAAACAGAGUUUCAUUUCUGGAUCAUUCUCAACUGCUCCAGCGGUUCUUUAUAUGGCAGCAUUGUCUUUUGCACACACUCUCUGUGUGUACAAGCAUGUGCAAUUUAUGUAUAUAUAUACCGUAUUUGUGUGUAUAAUAUACAUAUAUACACAUUAAUACACACAUUAAAAAUAUAAAACAUA